This is a messenger RNA of Carassius gibelio (silver crucian carp), 3484 nucleotides long. RefSeq names its product serine/threonine-protein kinase greatwall. Gene Ontology annotation, molecular function: ATP binding; protein serine/threonine kinase activity. The transcript has 12 exons. The record is from RefSeq and is a predicted model, not a curated record. Lineage: Eukaryota; Metazoa; Chordata; Actinopteri; Cypriniformes; Cyprinidae. Gene Ontology annotation, biological process: intracellular signal transduction; peptidyl-serine phosphorylation. Gene Ontology annotation, cellular component: nucleus. The coding region runs from base 453 to 3038 and encodes 861 amino acids.
GCCUGAUUCGUUUUACAGAAAUUUGAACAGUAAUUUUAUAUUGCAAGAAUUAAACAACAAGUAUAUCACGUAUAAAAUAAAUAUAAGUGCUAAUACAAUCUUUAAUAAACAUAAAAAAAUCCCUAGUUGACUAUUUAAUUUCAUACGUUCGAGGCGACUGAGUUAAACCACUGCGUCUUAGGACCCAAAUGUAAGUCGCUCAUUUCAAAUUUCAAAACAAACGAGUCGCUGUCAACAGCAGUGAGAAUGGACUGAACAGCUCGUUUAAACUAAUACAAACCGAAUACAUGUAGCGUGUAAAAACAUUCGUGGUGAUAUGUAAUUGAUUUUCAAAAGAAGAAUCACCAUAAAUCGUGUUUGUAUUCUGAAUGAGGACCAUCUGACGAGACUAGCUAGUGAUCUAACUCUAGUGAAUUAAUUGUGAUAAAUGAACAUCUAAAGAGUCAGCAGCGAUGGAAGCUCGUGGGAUGUCAUCUGAAGGCUCACACAGCGCAGUGAAAGCUCCCUCCAUCGAGGACUUUACUCUGGUCAAACCCAUCAGCCGAGGAGCCUUCGGGAAGGUUUACCUCGCCAGGAAGACAUGCACCUCCAAACUCUAUGCUAUCAAGGUGGUGAAGAAAGCAGACAUGGUGGAUAAGAACAUGGCUGAUCAGAUGAAAGCUGAGAGAGAUGCUCUCGCUCUCAGUAAAAGUCCUUUUAUUGUGCACCUGUUUUACUCUCUUCAAACUGCAACGAAAGUCUAUCUGGUGAUGGAGUAUCUGAUCGGUGGAGAUGUGAAAUCACUUCUUCAUAUUUAUGGGUACUUUGAUGAGGACAUGUCUCUGAAAUACAUCUCCGAGGUGGCACUCGCUCUGGAUUACCUUCACAGACACAGAAUUAUUCACAGGGACUUAAAACCAGACAACAUGCUCAUCUCAAACGAGGGUCACAUUAAGCUCACCGACUUUGGGCUCUCCAAGGUUAAACUUGACCGGGAACUAAACCUGAUGGACAUUUUAACCACACCUUCUUUGGUGAAACCUGAGAAAGAUUAUUUCAGGACACCUGGUCAAGUUCUGUCACUGAUAAGCUCUCUUGGUCUUAAUACUCCAGUGACAGAGGGCAAGCGUCACAGCAGCACAAUGUUGGGAAGCCCCAUGUCGUGUGGAAACGUCAAGCAGAGGAAUAGUUCUCUGUGUUCGCCUCUGCUGAAGAGACGAGCUGAUCACCUGAAUUCACCAGCGUGCACAACUCGAGCUCUAGGAUCCAGCUGUGUGUUCAGUCCGGGCCUGCUGGCUAGAAGUUUGACACCGAGGCUGAUGAAAACAAGGAAGAGAUUUGAGAAUCUGAGUGCUGGGAGUGCCCACUCAUGCCUGUUACCAUCGGCUACUGAUUCUGAAGACUGUGUCAGCCCGAUGUGGGAAGAUGAGCAGAAUUUACUAGACGAGAACCUUCAACAGUUAAACGGAAAAGAAGUAGGAAAUAGAACGCCAAGAAACAUUCCCUUGACACAUACGGAAAGGAGGAAGACAUUUCCAGCACGAGCUCAAGAUCACAGCACCGUUUUGACUCCGCUCAGUAACCAAGUGGACAAUAGCAGGAAUAUUAAACCAGAUAUUUCUGCAAAGAGGCUUCAAUUCAGUGCGUCCGACCAAUGUACUACUCCACUGGGUAAGGCUGAUCCCCAUCAGUCAGUUGGGAACGGUCUUAUGAAACCAGAGCUCCCAACAGAGCCCAAAUCCUCAGUAAAGAGAGCUUUUGACGAAGUAGAGAAGAGCCCAGAACAGGCUGAGAUCCAUUGCAAGAAAAACAACACCGUCUACAAGAGAUCUUUCCACAUUCCUAAGGACAACUCAAGGGCCCACACAGGCUUGACAGGAAUUUUCUCAAUUGUAGGGCUUGAUGAUGGUAAAAGUGCAUCUCAGAUGAAUGAGAGAAUGGGCCCAAAGCAAUCUAGUCCCAUAGCUGUGGCCAAAAAUCUCUUCUGUGAUCUUGAAGAUCAAGGUGAGGAGGUGGCUUUGCUUAAAUCAGAGGCCAACUCGAGUUUUCCGACCUCACCUGGUGAUGACCGAGAUAUCAAAAGAAGCCUUAGUUUAGAUUCGGAUGGCUCGGCCCAUGAAAUGUCAGUGGCUGCUGACACACCACACAAAUCGAAGGACUUGAAACAAGAGACUUUGUUGUCCUCUUUUGAGGAGCUGGAUGAAAAUGAGAUUUCCGUAGUCACACCGGCGGCCCGACCCACGUUGGCUACACCGAAGCAUAGCAGUGCAAAGCAGCAUAGGACUAAAUCCGAGCGUUCCCUUCUUAACCAUCCUCAUAGAUUGUCUGACAGUAUGGUCAAAUCGCCUGGCUUCCUCAAACCCAAGAAUGUGGUUGCGUUCAGGAGCUACUGCAGCUCCAUAAACCGCUCGUCUAUGUCCCAUCUCAGCCUGGCCUCUUUGGAUGCCAUGGAAAUGUCUGCAUCAACCUCCUUCCACAAUGCCCAGACUGCAGUGACUCCGGUUCAGAAGAAAAGGCCCAGUCUGAGCGGCUCACUUUACCAGACUCCACAGCAGAUGAUUAUGUCUCACACUCCCUAUAGGACACCAAAAAGUGUUCGUAGAGGUCCAGAACGUGUAGAAAGGGCUCCUAUCCUGGGAACUCCUGAUUACUUGGCGCCAGAACUUUUGUUAGGCAAACCUCAUGAUUUCAUGGUGGAUUGGUGGGCGUUAGGUGUUUGUCUGUUCGAGUUCCUGACAGGAAUCCCGCCGUUUAACGACGAGACCCCACAGCUGGUGUUCCAGAACAUUCUCAACAGAGAUAUACCGUGGCCAGAUGGAGAUGAGGAGUUAACCCAGAAUUCAAGAAAUGCCAUAGAGAUUCUUCUCACUAUGGAUACAGCCAAACGGGCUGGCUUAAAAGAGCUGAAGGUUCAUCCGUUCUUUGAAGGUGUGGACUGGGUAAACCUUCACCAUCAGACUAUGCCCUUCAUCCCUCAGCCUGAUGAUGAGACGGACACCUCGUACUUUGAGGCGAGGAACACAGCCCAGCAUCUCACGGUUUCAGGCUUCAGCCUGUAGUGCCAUGGUCUCUCACAGUAAGCUCAGGUACAGCUGGAAGCUCUGAUGAAAACAGAUCCCACAGCGCUCGUUUAUUCCCCAUCCUGCUGUCUUUAUUCAUGUUUUGUAUGUUUUUGAAAAUACAUGUUUAGAAUGACGUCAUGUUUGAAAGCAUCCUGAGAUGCAUUGAGGUGGGAUUUGAACUUUUGCACAUACAUGCCACAAGACUUGUGAUGUAAAAACUAUGCUUGUCGGCCUUUCAUUUUAUCACGCUAAAUGUUUUAACUAGUCUACAGCAAGUAUGAUUCUGAACAUGGUUGUUUGCUGCUUAAAAAAAUGAAUCUCUUGUCAGUUUAGAAAUCAUAGAUACUUACACACUUUAUAAAAUGUGGUUUAUAACACUUGCCUAUUUUUAAAUGAUUCUGGAAAUGUUUCAAGUUUAAUAAAAUACAUAAUUUCUGGAUUAA